Messenger RNA from Vanessa atalanta (red admiral), 3102 nucleotides. RefSeq names its product histone acetyltransferase KAT2A (gene Gcn5). Gene Ontology annotation, biological process: positive regulation of transcription by RNA polymerase II; chromatin remodeling. Gene Ontology annotation, cellular component: histone acetyltransferase complex; nucleus. The record is from RefSeq and is a predicted model, not a curated record. The transcript is spliced from 20 exons. Lineage: Eukaryota; Metazoa; Arthropoda; Insecta; Lepidoptera; Nymphalidae. Bases 153 to 2588 code for a protein of 811 amino acids. Gene Ontology annotation, molecular function: histone H3 acetyltransferase activity; protein binding.
CAAGCUAGCGUCUACUCGAUUUGCUGAAUGCAUUUUAGCAUUUCUGGUAUUUUUUUGUGUAUAAUAAAGAUGUUUAAAAUGGUUUGUGUCGUAAAUUUAUUCUAAUUUAGUACAUAGAUGAAAGUAUCUAAAUAGUUGAUGAUAUUAGUAUUAUGUCUUCUCAACUUGGAGAAGAUAUUGCUGACAUAGCCAUGACACGAACUGACGCUGAUUCGUCUCAAACACACGAAGCCACCUCUAGUGCAAAUGCCGAUGAUGCAUCAUCAAGCAAUGCAGCAACUCCAGCAAGUAGCGAAGGCCAAGCGUCCAGGCAAUCUAACCUUCAACGCAUCCAACAGAGGAAACAGCAAGUCUAUAACUGGCCACAUGCAAAGAAACUGCUGAAGCUAGCAAUUUACUCAUCUUGUCAAACACCAGAUUGUAAUUGUACCGGUUGGAAAACUCCAUUACCACAGCAAAAUAGUAAAACAAAUAAUCGCACAGACAAUCAACCUAUAGCCAGUUUCACUGAUCUUUGUCGUAACUGCAACCAUAUUCUAGAAAAACAUGUAACUCAGUUAGAAGCACUCUCUGCUGCGGAGGUAAAUCGACUCCUCGGGGCAGUGGUCGAUGUAGAAAAUAUAUUCAUGUCCAUGCACAGAGAGGAUGACCAUGAUACAAAGCGAGUUUAUUAUUAUCUGUUUAAACUCCUGCGCAAAUGUAUUCUCUCUCGAAGCCAGCCUCGCAUCGAAGGACCCCUCGGUCAGCCUCCCUUCGAGAGACCCUCCAUAGCGAAGGCUAUCACGAACUUUGUCCUAUACAAGUUUAACACUUUACCUCAGAGGGAAUGGCAGACCAUGUACGACCUAGCCAAGAUGUUUCUACAUUGUUUCAAUCACUGGAAUUUUGAAACACCCAGCGUUAGGAAACUGCAAGUUUCAAACCCAGAGGACAUAUCAGCGUACCAAAUUAAUUAUACAAGAUGGUUAGUUUUCUGCCAUGUGCCUGCGUUCUGCGACUCUCUUCCGCAUUACGAAACAUCCAUAGUGUUCGGACGGACUUUACUGCGAGCUGUCUUCAAGUCGGUCUGUCGACAGUUAAUGGAUAAAUGUCAUUCCGAAAGAGAUAGGAUGCCGCCGGAAAAGAGAGUAUUAGUCUUAAACCACUUUCCGCGUUUCUUGGGACUUCUGGAAGAGGAAAUAUUCAGCGCGAACUCGCCCAUUUGGGAUCCCGACUUUAAGCAAAUGCCACCUGUACACUUACAAGCCAUUAUAGAUAAUAAAACUACAGGAAGACGCGCUGGUGAGUUCGAGCGAGUCACGGCGUCCGGAGAUAGUAAGGAUGGUUUCACUACUGUCUCGCUUUCAUCGGGGUCGAUAAAGCAGGAGGGGCUGAAACGGGCCAACGAGCGCAGCGGCGACCAGGGCGGCAAGCGGAGAAGGCUCGACGACGGAGCUGAUGACGUCAGCGAGCGAACCGUCGCCGACAUCGUCGCCACCAUCUCCGACCCCAACUACAUGUGCGGCCCCGACGCCUUAUUCCAAAUGCAGGCGCCAAGAGAUGAAGCGGCCAAGUUGGAAGAACAGCGAAAGCUCAUUGAGUUUCACGUCAUCGGCAACUCUUUAACGGGACCGGUUAAUAAACAGACCAUGCUUUGGCUAAUUGGUCUCCAUAAUGUAUUCUCACAUCAACUACCAGAAAUGACUAAAGAAUAUAUAUCACAAUUAGUGUUUGAUCCGAAACACAAAACUCUGGCUCUCAUUAAGGAAGGAAGACCAAUCGGUGGUAUUUGUUUUAGAACUUUCCAUUCACAAGGUUUCAGUGAAAUAGUAUUCUGUGCUGUGACGUCGAACGAGCAAGUAAAGGGAUACGGAACACACUUAAUGAACCAUCUCAAGGAUUACCACAUCCGGAACAACAUCCUUCAUUUCCUUACGUUCGCUGAUGAAUUUGCUAUUGGUUACUUCAAGAAGCAGGGCUUCAGCAAGGAUAUCAAGUUGCCUCGCGCCAUGUUCUCCGGGUAUAUCAAGGACUACGAGGGCGCCACUCUCAUGCACUGCGAACUCAACCCGCGCAUUGUGUACACUCACUUCACAGCCGUCAUCCGGCGGCAGAAGGAGAUAGUGAAGAAAUUGAUCGAUAUGCGACAAAAAGAAGUACGGAAGAUACACCCUGGAUUGAAUUGUUUCAAAGAGGGGGUGCGCAGUAUCCCAGUGGAGUGCAUCCCCGGCGUGCGCGAGGCGGGAUGGCGGGACGUGCGCGCCGCGCGGACACCCGCCGACACCGACGCCGACCCCGCCGCCCUGCGAGCCGUGCUGCACGCGGUCAAGAACCACGCAGCGGCUUGGCCAUUUUUAAAACCAGUAGAUAAAACUGAAGUACCAGACUACUAUGACCACAUCAAAUAUCCAAUGGACCUGCGCACGGUGGGCGAGCGGCUGAAGGCGCGCUACUACUCGUCGCGCCGGCUGUUCGCGGCCGACAUGGCGCGCAUCUUCUCCAACUGCCGCCUCUACAACUCGCCCGACACGGACUACUACAGAUGCGCCAACACCCUAGAGAAAUACUUCCAAGCGAAGAUGAAGGAAGGCGGUCUCUGGGAGAAAUGAUCGGAGUUUAACUUCGACGAUUUCUUCCUCAAGGAGCUGUGCACCGCUCAGGGGAUCGCGGAAAUCGUCUGAACGAUAAAUAAAUGACAAAUAGAUUGAAAAUUUUAAUUCCUUGUAAAUAAUUUACGGUCUCGUAUACUUUAAUUUAUCUAAAUAUAAGGGUUAGACUUAAGUCGUAUCGAAAUAGUUUUUGAAAUAUGAACGUUUACGUCGUUGGUAAAAUAUUUGAAUGUAAAUCUUUGCACUUGUAAUAUUAAUUGUAGUCCUUUAAUUGUGAUAAUAGUGAAUUUCUUAUAAUAAUAAUGUUAAAGGGGAUUAGAAAAUGUUUAGAUUAAUGUCUGAAACUAAUUAAAUUGUUUACUAGACAACCGCUUACCUGUUCCCUUGUUAUGGAUCGAGCGAGUUCGUAUCUUUGGUCUCCUCUGAGAGCGUGUAUUAAUCAAGUAUAUGAUACUUAUGUAGGCGGUGAUGAAUGCCUCGUAGUUAUAUUACAAUAAAACGCAAUUAUCAAUAC